Musa acuminata subsp. malaccensis (wild Malaysian banana) is the source of this 2311-nucleotide messenger RNA. RefSeq names its product dynamin-related protein 5A. Gene Ontology annotation, cellular component: microtubule; membrane; cytoplasm. Gene Ontology annotation, molecular function: microtubule binding; GTP binding; GTPase activity. Lineage: Eukaryota; Viridiplantae; Streptophyta; Magnoliopsida; Zingiberales; Musaceae. The record is from RefSeq and is a predicted model, not a curated record.
CCACCCCCCCGAUCGCCUCCUCUUCGCAGUGGCACGCCUUCCUCCCUCCGAUCUACUGCUUCGUCCCUCCUCCUUUCCCGAUUCCCGGCUUGAUUUAGUCGGGAUCGGGGUGAUCUUGCCGCCGAAGAGGCUUACACUUUCUCCGUGAAGGAAAAGCUUGGUCGGGGGAGGCCAUGGAGAGCCUGAUCUCGCUGGUUAACAAGCUCCAGAGAGCUUGCACUGCUCUAGGCGACCAUGGGGAGGAGAACGCCCUCCCGACCCUGUGGGACUCGCUUCCGGCGAUUGCGGUCGUCGGUGGGCAGAGCUCUGGCAAGUCUUCAGUACUGGAGAGCAUAGUUGGGAAGGACUUUCUACCAAGGGGUUCAGGAAUUGUUACUAGACGUCCCCUUGUCCUUCAACUACAUAAGAUUGAUGGAGAGAGAGAAUAUGCAGAGUUCAUGCACCUUCCGAGGAAGAGGUUCACAGAUUUUGCUCUUGUUAGGAAGGAGAUUUCAGAUGAAACAGAUAGAGAGACUGGUCGUUCAAAGCAAAUCUCACCUGUUCCGAUUCAUCUGAGCAUUUACUCUCCUUAUGUUGUGAACUUGACACUCAUUGAUCUUCCUGGACUGACAAAGGUGGCUGUUGAGGGCCAACCUGAUAGUAUUGUGGCUGAUAUUGAGAAUAUGGUUCGCUCAUUUAUUGAGAAGCCCAAUUGUAUAAUUCUUGCCAUUUCACCAGCCAAUCAGGACCUUGCCACAUCUGAUGCGAUUAAAAUAUCCCGUGAAGUAGACCCUAAGGGUGAGAGGACAUUUGGUGUCCUUACUAAGAUUGAUCUUAUGGACAAGGGUACUGAUGCUGUGGAUAUAUUGGAAGGAAAAUCGUAUAGGCUACAGUACCCUUGGAUUGGUGUUGUUAAUCGCUCCCAAGCUGAUAUCAACAAAAAUGUAGACAUGAUUGCUGCGAGGAGGAGAGAGAGAGAUUAUUUUGCAAGUACACCAGAAUACAAGCAUCUAGCUCACAGGAUGGGAUCAGAGCAUUUGGGGAAGGUUCUCUCCAAGCAUUUGGAACAAGUAAUCAAAUCACGGAUUCCAGGCAUCCAGUCUCUCAUAAGUAAGACCAUUGCUGAACUUGAUGGUGAACUAAGUCGUCUUGGGAAACCUAUUGCUGCAGAUGCAGGAGGCAAGUUAUAUGCAAUUAUGGAAAUUUGCCGUAUUUUUGAUCAAAUAUACAAGGAACACCUUGAUGGCGUGCGACCUGGUGGUGAAAAAGUUUACAAUGUUUUCGAUGCACAACUCCCUGCUGCUCUGAAAAGAUUGCAAUUUGACAAGCAGCUCUCAAUGGAGAAUGUGAGAAAACUUAUCACUGAAGCUGAUGGGUACCAGCCUCACUUAAUAGCUCCUGAGCAAGGUUACCGUCGUCUCAUUGAAUCUUCAUUGGUCUCUAUAAGAGGUCCUGCCGAAGCAGCUGUUGAUACAGUUCAUGCUAUAUUGAAGGAGUUGGUUCACAAGGCUAUUAAUGAGACUCUGGAGCUGAAACAAUAUCCUACUUUACGAGUAGAAGUUGGCAAUGCAGCUUUUGAAUCAUUGGAGAGAAUGAGGGAAGAAAGCAGAAAAGCAACUCUUAAGCUAGUUGAUAUGGAAUGUAGUUAUCUGACUGUAGAUUUCUUCCGGAAGCUUCCUCAGGAUAUCGAGAAAGGCGGAAAUCCAACACUUUCUAUUUUUGAUAGAUACAAUGACUCUUAUCUCAGACGUAUAGGAACAACUGUUCUGGCAUAUGUCAACAUGGUAUGUUCAAGCUUGCGGAACUCCAUCCCAAAGUCUAUUGUUUACUGUCAAGUGCGAGAGGCCAAACGCUCCUUGCUUGAUCAUUUCUUUACUGAGUUGGGGAAAAAGGAGACGAAGCAGUUAGGGUCAUUGUUGGAUGAGGACCCAGCAAUUAUGGAGCGUAGAACUGCCCUUGCAAAGAGACUAGAGCUAUACAGAGGUGCCCAAGCUGAGAUUGAUGCAGUAGCAUGGGCUAAGUAGGGAGAUGCAGGGGAUCACAUUGUUCCUCUCUUAUAAUUUUCACUCUACAAAUAGAUUCAUCUACAAGUCUCUCUCUCUCUCUCUCUCUCUCAAUCACUCUCUCUCUCUGUUUCUCGCUAUAUGCAUAUCUUGUGUGACUAUGUCUGGAGCAUGAGGAUUUAAUUUUCAGUUUGUUACCACUUUAUGUUGGAUGAUUAAUUAGGGGCGUUUCCUUUUACCCAUGAUAUAGAAUGUAUAAUACAUGAUUCCUUACCGAGCAUAAUAUGAUGUGCUCUCCUUGGGAAAUGAAUUUGAGUCUUUUGUGGUAA